GGCAAAUUUGUAUACAUUUCUAUUACGUGCGGAAAUUGGUAACUGAUUUAGUUACCAAUUCGCGCACGUAAUACAAAAGUAUUCAAAUUUGCCAACUUUGAAGGGCUAUAUUUUCCGUAUUUUACAACAUUUCGCAACCAAACUUUGUAAUAUUACUAAUUCCAAGACGCUCUUUCUAGCUGUGGUGAUAGAUUUCGUUGUUCUUACUUAGAUUAAAAUUUAGUCUAAAGCGCAAGUCGUCCAUUAGUAAAGGUGGAGUAAUAAGAGAACAAAAUUGCAACAAAAUCUGAUUUCUACGCAUGUUAAUUGAAAAUAUUUUCACAUAAAUUACAAUUCGCGAGGCAACGCGUGUCAACAUUUCUGCUUAACAUGCGUUGAAAUCAGAUUUUGUUGCAAGUUGCAGCAAUUUUGUUGCUCGUAUUACUCCAGCUUAAUGUUUGCAUUUGACUUCCACUACCCCUCCCGCUACCAUAGCACCGCUACCAUUGAGGGGCCACUAACCGUCAGACGCGUUUAAUCUAUCCUAUUCACGAAUCACAUGCGCACUUAAUCAGUGCAUAGUGUCAGUGAAAGUUAACGGUAGUGGAACUCAAAUCUAAACCUCACUAAUUCUAGUCCGCUAUUCAAGAUUCAGAGAUGGGCUGUUGGUAAGAUGACUUGGUUCGGUGGGUUGGGGCGAAAUACGCAGGGGCCACGAUUGUCAAAAGGGUUCAGAAAAGUUUAAUAGAGUCAGCUGCAAAGUAUAUAUAGCUUGUAAAUUAUUCAUAUGGGUCUUAAAUGAAGCCCAUCUCCUUGGUUACUACCAAUUGACCAUAAAGGCCUCCAAAACACUGCACAUUGUUUAGCCCCCUUCUCUUUAAAUGUUAAGUGAGGAUGGACAAGACAAAGCUGAGAGGUCAAAAUGUUUGCUUGGAUCCACCGAAUAACUUUUAUAAUAUUAGUGAACAAUGAACUAUCGUGCUUCCUAUUCAAUGCAUUCGAUCGAAAUUGCUGCUUAAGGAGACAAAAAUGCGAAUAUUUUAUUGUCACAGUUAUGUUUUAACUCUCCCUAUUGAUUUCCAACGCGCAUGCUGACAAUGACAGGCAAUCUCGGAGUGCCAGUCUUCAUGCAACCUCAAGUAAGCAUAUCACACGUACUAUGGCAAUGAACCCCACUUUUCAAUGCAAAAUUUGCCAGUUACUACUCUAAACAUAGUUUCUUUUGUAUACCAUUUGUUCAUUUCAUACUAUGUAAUUUAACAGGGUACGACAAGCUAAAGCCAUACGGCUUUCCCAUUCAUGGUGCUGUUGACGGAUAUAGUCGUAGGAUUCUAUGGCUGGAAGUCUCCCGAUCUAACAAUAAUCCCAAAGUAGCAGCAACGUUCUAUCUAAAUCAAGUUAAGGAGAUGAAUGGGUGUCCUUUACAACUUAUAUCUGACUGUGGUACAGAAAAUGGCAUUGCUGCUUCUAUGCAGUGUUUCUUUCGUCAAAACGGCAAUGAUGAGCUAGCAGGUGACAGGUCCCAUAAGUAUAGCUCUUCCCCUUCCAACCAACGUAUAGAAGCAUGGUGGUCCUAUUUUAGGAGACACAGAUCGAACUGGUGGAUAAACCUAUUCAAAGACAUGAUUGACUACGAUAUGCUUGAUUUGGGCAACGAAUUUCAUGUUGAAUGUUUGUGGUUUUGCUUUUCAAAGGUUCUGCAGAAUGAUUUGGACAAAGUCAAAGAACAUUGGAACAGCCACAAAAUUACCAAAUCCCCAUACAGUAUUGUUCAUGGAGUGCCAGAUAUUAUGUAUUUCCUGCCAGAAUACCAUGGAAAUGAUGAAUGUUUGGUAGAUGUGUCGCAGGAACAGAUAGAUUCAAUGGAGGAGCAUUGCGAGAUACAGGAAUUAGGCGAGAACAUACAUCAUGAAUAUUUUGUUUAUGUGUUGGAAACAGAAGGUUUAUCUUAUCCAAUAAAUGAAGGAGAAGCCAUGACACUAUAUCAAAGAUUAGUGCAAUUACAAAACGAGUAAUAAAUGAAUUGGACAAGCAGUUUUUAUCAAGAAUUAAUUGUAACAGAACAUCAAUAAAGUAAAUUUUAUUAAAUCAACAACUCAACAAUAAACCCAAUGAUUUUACAAUUGACGACCAACGUCUGCGCAAACGUCAACAUUGACGGUUAUUGGCAUUAUCCGCGUGUGUCUUCUUGUAGAACUGAGAACAAAUGACUACAUGUUUUGCGCACUAGAAAUAAUUACAGCCAGCGAUUUAAAAAAAGUAGCAUUUUGAAAUUACCUAUGUACGUUUACCGCCAUUUAAGUUCUCACGCAUGCGCAGACGCAGGUAUUUCGACAAUUUUCUAUUAGCCCAAAUUGAGACCCGGUUUACACUAUACCGGAUUGCUAUCGGAGUGGGUCAAAUUUUGUAGGUAUCGAAAGGUUGUGAAUAUUUUAAUUUAAUCUCAGAGACACAAAUAAACAUGCCUGCCAAUUCUGUCAAACUAAUAAGCAUUCGCCACUAACUAUUGCUCCGUAACGGCAAAAGAAGAUGUCGUGACCAGCGAAUCCGGUAUAGUGUAAACAGGGCCUGAAAGUAUAGUAAAAUAUAAAGGCCCGUGCUCAAGAACUGUUCAUUUCAUUGUCAGUUGUUGUGAAGCAGACAUGCCGAGUAUCGGACAAAAUAUGAAUAUAAACAUAAUGAAAAUCGUAACAAAAUUAUGUCCGCAUUAUAUAUUUGACAUUAUAUAUAUGCUGUUAAUAACACAAGCUUUUUCGUGAAAGGACUGUUUAGCAUUUCUUAACCUAACCGCUUUCAUCACACUAUAUUAAAGUGCCAUGCAUCUUUAUUAGAAAGCAACUCACUAAAUUCUUCUGAGAGCUCGUUAUACGAUUGGUAAGUUGAAGGAAUUUCCAGCAAUGGCCCACAUGUAUGUGCCACAGGUCUACGUGUUUUCCCAUCCAGCACACUAAACGUUACUUCGAUGUGUGGAAAACAUAUGACAUCACUACCAGUGACAAACUGUAAAAAUAGGGGUAAAAAAUUUCCCUGCAAUGACCGAAUAUACUUUUUCAAGUGAUCUAAGCACAGUCGUUCCUUAUCUGACGCUGGCUCCGACUGAAUUAAUUUUAAAACCUUUUUAGUGGUUGGCCUCUUGGCGUCAUACAUAUGUUGCACAUCUUUGACGGACUGAAAAUCUGGAAGAAUUUUCAAGGAUUUAACAAUAGGGGCCCAGCAAUUUAAUAUGUACCUCGGUUUUUGAAUGAUCUCUUGAUGAGCAAUUUCGAAAAUAAUCUGGCGUAUAUUUUCUUUCGAGUGAUUUCGAAAACACUUAUAGUAACUCAAAAAAUCCUUCACGUCGUCAUCAUUUGGGUCAAAAUCGUCUUCGAAACAUUUAUCGAAGGUGUCUCUCUCGUCAUCUGAGAGAUGCUGGCGGAAACAUGACAGCAAAAAUUCACUAGAAACACUAUCGUCACCAAACAAGCACACAAUGAGGAAACCUAGUGACAGUGACAAUGGAAAAUACCUGUUCCUUAUAUACCCAUAUACUAAUAUACGAGCAAUGGCCUCCCAUUCCUCCUUCUGACAGUCAUGCCUUAUAGAAGGAAUCUUUUCUUGUGCUCCAACAGCCAAGGAGUUGAAAAACUGGUUCCAGAAUGUUGAGAGUGCAUCACGGAAGACACCUUCCCCUUUUCCUUCUUCCAUCUUUCCAUUAUAGCCAAUAAACGUCACAUCUAAGUUCAUGUGAAAUAUUCCCUGCUCUUUAAAUGUUGCUAUCAUGUCAUUUUUCAGUAGUGUCCUGUGCCAAACGACAGAAUAAAUUGGACACUCUUUUACGUUCGAAGUAACGUCAAUAAACGAAUAGCCGUCUCCAUUUGUGCCUGUGAAAACAAAACCAUUUACGGGAAAUGAAUUAUAAAUUACGCCAUAUUUUCAUACCG
Messenger RNA from Paramuricea clavata, 3899 nucleotides. Lineage: Eukaryota; Metazoa; Cnidaria; Anthozoa; Malacalcyonacea; Plexauridae. The record is from the annotation of a GenBank genome assembly.